GUUGGAUGCAUACCGGAACAUCUUGCACCUGUCAGGAGAUGUCGACCUGCUGCAUCUCUGGGCUUUUCCGAACUCUUCGGCGAAGACCGCAGAUUUGGAGUCAGAUGUAUGGGCAACGCUGUGCAGCCUUGGUGUGCAAAGACCACAUCAUGUCUGCGAUUCUAAGCAGCUUGACAUCAUCGAGCAAAGACUGCUGAAGGAGGGUUCCAUGGUUGUGGACUUUGCCGCCACAGAGGCCAGCGCCGGCAGCCCGUUGUCGGGGUCCGUCAAGGAUUUCCUACAGACGCAUCCAGCCGAAAUGCUGCGCCUAUCAACACUGCUUGAGUCAGAGGACGUCGUCGAGCAGCCAGAGGGAGCUGUGCGGUUUUACCGGACGUUCGUUUCGUUCGUGGACGACUAUGUGACACGUAACCUGAGUUCCGAGAGUGACAUUGGAUCAGCUGAGUGCGACCUGCGCAUAUCUCAGACAUUACAAGACCAAGAAACCGAAUACUAUCGGCAUCUGUAUAAUUUCGAGACUCGGAAGGCGCUUGAUGUCCUGUGGGAGACCAUGACUCUGCUGAGGUCGUCCGUUGAAUCGGGCGCGGCCGGCGGAACCUCGGCGCUCGCCCUCCUGGCGGCCAAGCACCGUCUGCUGGGCCAUCUGGCGCGGCUCGGCGUGACCCUGGACGAUGCGCCAGCGCAGCCGGCGGCGGACGGCAGGAUGUCGGCCAUCGUCGACGCGGCAGCCGCGUUCCGCCACGAGGUCCGCCGGUUCGCCUUGGAGGACAAAGACAAGAGGGCGGAACUGAUGGGAGCGUGCGACGGUCUUCGAAACGCGCUGCUGGAGAUGGGUGUCAAGCUGCAGGAUAAGAAGAACCAGGCUCUAUGGCUAUGGACGACGCCAAAGAGAAAUAAGUGAAUCGGUUGGGCAUACGCCGUGUAUUGCCUUCUGGGCUUGUACACACGUAUAAAAUACAACUGUAAAAUGA
Molecule: messenger RNA, 971 nt
Organism: Pollicipes pollicipes
Lineage: Eukaryota; Metazoa; Arthropoda; Thecostraca; Pollicipedomorpha; Pollicipedidae
Exons: 8
Coding region: 209-901 (230 amino acids)
Biological process (GO): cysteinyl-tRNA aminoacylation
Cellular component (GO): cytoplasm
Molecular function (GO): cysteine-tRNA ligase activity; ATP binding
Source: RefSeq, a predicted model, not a curated record